Molecule: messenger RNA, 3956 nt
Organism: Nylanderia fulva
Lineage: Eukaryota; Metazoa; Arthropoda; Insecta; Hymenoptera; Formicidae
Gene: Atg14
Product: autophagy related protein 14
Biological process (GO): autophagosome assembly; autophagosome membrane docking; cellular response to starvation
Cellular component (GO): autophagosome; phosphatidylinositol 3-kinase complex, class III; extrinsic component of phagophore assembly site membrane
Molecular function (GO): phosphatidylinositol 3-kinase regulator activity; protein-membrane adaptor activity
Source: RefSeq, a predicted model, not a curated record
CGAGAGAAAGAAAACGACAUAUGGAUGGGCAGACUUGUUGAGAAAAAAGAAGAUAAAAGAAGGAGACAGCGGAAAGAUACAACGUAGAAUGGGACUCGAGAUUGUUGUCGAGGUGGUUGGACGACAAUCGCGAAUAUCUGACUCGCGUGACAUGAGUGCGAAAGAGAGAGGAUAGGCCUCGAAAGAGAAAGAGGAAGAGAGAGAGAGAGAGAGGGAGAAAAGAGCGAUAAAGAGAACAUCGUACAAAGAGGAACGUUGCGGCGGCGCGCGCGCGAGUAUAUACAGUGGAUCAGCUGAUGAGGCACAACACAACACAAGUCAGUCGGUGGACGAGGUGGAAGGCAAAUUGUUUUCUUGCUGCUGCUUUCGUUGUUGGUUAUGGCGACGAGUAGCUCCGACGGCUCCUGCACGGCUCCCGCGGACUUUCAGCUCUCGUCCGAGCUAGAGGAUGCGUCGAGUCGCCUGAGCAUGAAUCUGCUCAAGUGCCCGUUGUGCCAUAACAGUCGUCGGAUUUUUUAUUGCCGUCAGUGCGUCCAAAACGGCGAUUUUAUACACUCGAACACCGUCUACUCGGAACGGUUCGCGGAUAAACAGAUGCGACUCGUACGACUGAAAGCUGCUAGAGCUCAAUUGGAGGAGAAGUGCAUGAAGGCUCUUGAGAGGCAUAAACAAAGAGAUAAGCUGAUUUGUGAUAUAAAUGUAUGUAAAGAAAAGAUGAGACUACUUCAAUCGUUAGUAAAUGAGACAAAGCAAAGCAUCAAUAGAGGUAAUCAACGUUUGAACACUCUGAAAGAUGUCAACUCUCAAUUGACUCUGCGAAUACCGAGGCAUGAAAACAGAAUAGAGAAAUUACAUAACUAUGUUAAUGAGAUAAAAAUGAAACAGGAAAACAGAAAGGAAGCUGUGGCCAGAAAAAGGGAGCAACUGAAGAAAGUUAUCAGAACUGCUGCCAAACAAUUAAUUCACUACAUUUUUCCAUUAUCUAAGGUCCAGCCAAAUAAAAGUUUGUGCAGCAGUGAGGAUAGUGAUAGUACCACUUCAGAUAUUGUCACUAGUGCAUUGGCAGAUGCAUCAGGUACAUCGUAUGUGCGUGGUAGAUGGAUAAGUGAGAAAGAGAAUUCUUUAGAAAUCCAUCAUUGUAUAGUUGAACCAACAUUGCCAGCAACAGGAGAUUAUAGUGCUUAUUCUCUUUGGGUUGCAGCAAAUAAAGAUGGUGUACCAGGUGCUAACAAAGAAAAUGCGAUGCACAAUCCAGCAUAUAAUAUUAGUGCUGCUUUAACUUAUGCUACACAAUUGGUUAAUGUUCUUGCCUAUUAUGUUAAUGUAAGAUUGCCGUACAAAGUUACUUGUGGAGAAUUUUGUGGAAAUGAACUGUCGGACCAAAAAUUUGCUAGAAAAGUAGCAAGGCUAAAUAGCAAUGUAUUACAUUUAUGUUUUACACAGAAUACUGAUAUCGAAGUUUUACAUCCCAUGCAUACAUUGCAAAACUUGAUGCAUUUGCUCAAUACCGAAAUUAGUGAUCUUGGAAGAGUUGGACCAAUGGAAGUUGAUCCAUCCAUAAUAGCACAACUUCAUAGUCAAUUAGUUCCUGAUUUGGAAAAUAGUGAUGAUUCAGCUUCUGAUGAAGAAGAUUUGUGUUGGGGAUGGGAGGCUGUAAGUCAUACUUCUGUACCAAGUAUCGCUUGUCCCGAAAUGGCAGUACCUACUUCUGGUGCGAUGAUUAGUCAGCAAGUUUCUAGUAUGCAAGUGCAUCAGAGUGUCGCUGGUGGUUUGGUCACAAGUGCAGCAGCCAGUAUCGCUUCGAUUUGGCGAGGUUGGACUAAUAAAUAAUUUUUAUCUUUCAAUCAGUAAGCUUCUUUCUAUAUAUAUAUUCUGAUUAUAUAUUUCGUAUUCUUCAAAUCAAAGAGAGAACAGAAAUUCUGAGGAAAUGAUUCAAAACAGACACGAUGUAAAGCGAUAUUUAUAUAAUAAUAUUUAUAUGUCAUGGGGAAGCAGAUAUAAUGCGAAAGCAGCAUGUAAAUAUUAUAUACAUGACUUUUCCUGACUUACACGUGACAUUUAAAGUAGUUCAAAUAUAUGCUGUGACACAGAUUUUGUUAAAUCUGAGAUAUCUAACUUAAUUCAAAACUAAAGUAAAUAGAAGAGGAUUAGUAAAAUAUAUAUACGACUGUUUAAUAUAAAUUUAUGGACAUUUUAUAUUUCAAUGCACCACCAGAUAAUAGUUUAGAUUGUGAUAUAUAUUAAAGUGGAUGUUGGUCUAUACAAAACAGGAUGUAUAUUAAUUAGCACAGAUAUAUACUCUUAUAGAAUUUGUUAUUGUAGAAUACAAGAGAGUGUACAAUAACUGCCUUUUCUAUGCUCACCGCAUUUGAUGUGAUUAUAUAUCCAUACAAAAGAGUAUAUACUUCCCUGUAUUAAAAAUAUGUUAUUAAUGUAAUAUUUUUAUAUUUCGGAGAACUCGUUUUUAAUAUAACCGAUAUUGGAAUCUGGUUGUAAAAAAUAAUCUUUGUGUAAGAUUGUGUGCCCAAUAUUUUACGAUCUUUGGCAACAAAGAAUUUCAAUUGCAAUAACAUAAUAUAUUUGUAUAAUAUGGAAUAAAAAUUAAUGUAUUUAUUUGAUGUAGGUCAAAAAUGAAUGCUGAAAUAUUUUGGUAUUAUUGUGUGAAUAAUAUAUCCAUUAUAUUAUUUAUUAUGGGUGAGACUAUUGUGUAAUAUUGUUUAUAUUUUCUACCAUUCUAGUGUAAAAAAAUAAGAAUUUGUUAAACAUUUCAUACUUAUUAACAUAAGAGACAAGUAUUAUAAAGCACAUUACGUUAUAAUUGGAUUUGAUUACAUUAAACAUAUUAAAAUGAGAGCAUAGUGUAAAUAUUAUAUUGUGGUCAUUGUGGAAUAUAUAAUAUCAUAAGAGACAUUCUAGUACACAAUUCUACAAAAUAGAAAUAGCUAAAAUAAAUUAGCUCAGUCAGUCUACAAUAAUCAUAUUUUUCUUUGUACAGUACAUUAAAAUUAAUAAGCUUCACAUUUUUAAAUAAGAAAAUAGUAACUUAUAUACCUGGCCAUCCUACAUCGGAAAAAGCCAAUAUGAAGGUAGUUAAUUUAUUGAAGUCACGAGCAUAGGCUUAAAUCCAUCUCAUAAUUAUGAUAAAAAUGCUUUUUACGCAAUAUUUGUACUAUCAAACAUUGAAAUUUCUUAUAAGUUAUUUUUUUAGAUAUUAUAAGAGUGGAAAUAUACGAAAACGAAGAUGUUGUGAAUAGAUAAAUAGACUUAUUCAUUAUAAUAUUAUAUAAUUUUCUUAUGCCUAUGUCCAAUUUUCUAAAUAAUGUUAUAGAAUUUUACAAUACAUGACAGAUAUAAAAGGAAUUUUACAAAUCACGUAAGAUUCUAGAUUUUAGAAUAUUGACAGACCUGAAUUUAUCUACGUAUAUAAUUUAACACACAAUUAAUUGUAUGUCUAAUUCUCUAAUUUAAUGAUGUGUAUACCUAAUAUUAUUUUUUAAUAUAAUCACUGCUUGCGUGUAGCAUUAAAAAGGCGUUACCAGGAUUCAGAUUUCAGAUUAGAUGCUUAAAUUGAAUUAGAUAAUAUAGCAAGUUUUAAAUUAGCGCAACAAUUUAAAUCGCACAUUUUUGUAAAUGUACAAUAAUAAAAUAUGUUAAAAAUAGCAUAAGCAUAUAUUGCAUACGUAUGUGGGUGUGCGCGUAUGAUCGAAUAUACAAUUUUUAUCUUAUUAUCGCAUAAAAUGGCUAUGUUUUGUCUGAACAAAGAUACAUUGUGAUACCUCGAAUAAACUAGAAUCUGUUCUUUUUUUUAAUGUUGCUGUAUAUUUAAGUAAUAUUAAUAUGAAUAUAUAAGAAAAAAAUCUCGUACUUUUUAAAUAUACUAAUAAUGGUAAUAUCCAUACUAUUUUAGAGAUCUUUUGUAUCUUCUUCAAUAUUUUGGAAUAAAUAUGUAAAAGUAA